ACACCCAAACAAAACGCCUGCUUGACGUAGUUUGAUUUAAUUUAAAAAAAAAAAUCAUUAAAAAUGUUGAAAGAGUGGGUGAAUGAGCGACUAAUGGUCGCAGCUGAUGAAAUAGUCGCGCUGUUUGAACGAACGAUAGCGUCGUACGAGAAGGAACUUUCUCGAACAAGAGAGAAGGCGCGACUUGGUGAUCCGCAAGACCGUCAAAUUGUGCUAAACAUUGAAGACGUCCGGCAGCUGACUGAUCGUCAAGAAAAAUAUCCCCCUCAACUGCAGGGGGGGAUUUCUAGUUUCCAUGGAGAGGAUCCACAGCCCACCCUGUUUAAAGAAGAAGAGGUGGAAGAGUGUCAUCUACGCCUGGAGGAGGCUGAUCUCACCAAGUUUCCACUGACUGUUGUCUCUGUGAAGACUGAAGACCAUGAAGACAAACCACCUGAGUCCUCACAGCUGCAUUAUAAUUCAGGUGAGGAGAAUAGAGGGGUGCAGCCUCCAAGUCGCCGCUCAACACGACACAUGACAACAGAUGCUGGUGGAGGAUCACAAGCAGCUCCACUAUCAGAUGGUGACAAUACAACGUCACACUCUCCUGAGAAUGAAGACUGGGACCACGCACAAGAACCUUUGAGCAGCCAUACAGGCUGUGGAGACCUUCUUUCUGGCCACCCCUUGCUCGGCACGCUGCAUCAACCAGUGGGCCAAAGCACGCCUUACCCAAACAAACAAUGUAAUCAAGAGGAGAUGGUUUACGUCCUGCUGAAGGAAGAUGACGAUGCUGCUGCAAAUGAUUUUCUGCUUACAAAACCACAGAUGUUAAAGGCCUCUGAAUUCAAUGUUGUCAGCAGGGGAAUCUUAUGUGCUGGCAUAGAUUCUGCACCAAACUCUUCUGGUGGAAUUUACACAGAAGGGGAUCGCAGUCAGAUUCAGUCAGUAAACUCACUUGCAACAAUAAGUAAUAACAUAGAAGUGGCAUCCAGAGCUAAUCAAAUGUUGUCAGAAUUUCGGAUUAAGGGCUAUGUGAGUCCCACAACCUUCACAGAACAGUUGGCAGAGCCAGAGGUUCCAACUCCGCACUGGUUAUUAGGUCUUUCUGUCAAAACACCGCCUAUCGUACCACCACCGGAGCCUCCAUCCGUCAUUGGUGACCGUCUGCUCAAGAACCAGUGUGGGCAAUGCGGUCGUGUUCUCAGCAGCUCUGCUGGCCUCGAGAGCCACAUGAACCUCCAUACAGGUCACAGACCAUUCCCUUGCACUCUCUGUAGGAAGAGCUUUACCGACGCCGGCGGUCUGAAACGGCACGGCAGAGUGCACAGCAACGGUCGGAGCCAUAUCUGCCAGCAAUGCGGGAAGGAUUUCGUCUACAAGUAUGGCCUCACCAAACAUGUCCAGGUGGUACACACCAAAAAUAAAUCAUUUGUCUGUCAGGUCUGCAACAAGGCAUUCUUCACAAAGUUAGACGUGGACGCCCACGUUUGUCAAGAAGGUGGAGCUAAACCUGCAUCUGAGGUGGCAUAA
Molecule: messenger RNA, 1512 nt
Organism: Nerophis lumbriciformis (worm pipefish)
Lineage: Eukaryota; Metazoa; Chordata; Actinopteri; Syngnathiformes; Syngnathidae
Source: RefSeq, a predicted model, not a curated record